GAACGACUCUUAAAAACAUCCAUUUUCAAAACCUCCAACUUUUUCCAAAAAUUUCCAUUUUCAAAAUCUCAAAUCUGCCACUUGUUUUUAUCUCACUGCCGUUUCGUGGUACGCUGAGAACGACUCUUAAAAACAUCCAUUUGCAAAACCUCAACUUUUUCCUAAAAUUUCCAUUUUCAAAAUCUCAAAUCAAGUUAGGCCUCAUAUUUUAGUCAUUUCACAUACGUCAUUCUUACUCGGUCCCCUUAAAAAACACAGUCUGAACCGAUUCGACACUAAAGAAUACAUAUAAUUCCUGAGAAACAGAAUGGGGUUACCCGUUUUUAAAGAUUGCUGCUGCCUUGAGCUGAAAUGGGGAGCUCUAAUAGUCGCUAUCAUCGACCUUAUAUUUGCUGGGGCCGCCGGCGGUGGUGGUGGUUCUUUGUCUGGGACUGCCAGCAUUUUAUGGAUGGUAUGCCUCGUUAUUCACGUCGCGCAUAUCGUAGCAUGCAUUUUGGUCAUAGUUUCAGUUUUCAAGCCGAAUAAAAACUUCGUUGUUCUUUACCUUAUAACCGGUCUCCUGAGGAUAAUAAUCGACAUAGUAUUUCUAAUAUAUUUAUGUGUGGCAUAUAAGUUCUCAUCAAUUUUGGUUACCGCCAUCAUCCUAAUAAUUUCAAUCGUUAUCGGAUGCUAUUUUUGGUUGGUUAUUUACUCAUGGUACCGAAAACUUGGAGGUUCAACCCCGGCCGAUUAAAAAUUCUGUUUCUCAGAAUUUAACAAUUACACAUUUAGAAUGUACAAUUUGGAAUGUAAAUUUAAUUCAUGAUAUUACAACUUGGAGGAUCAUCCAUGAUAAAUUUUCAA
Molecule: messenger RNA, 843 nt
Organism: Drosophila serrata
Lineage: Eukaryota; Metazoa; Arthropoda; Insecta; Diptera; Drosophilidae
Source: RefSeq, a predicted model, not a curated record